AUGAUAUCAUUACUUUGUGAAAAGAAUGAUACCAUUGCUUUACAUGAAAACAAUAGUACCAUUGCUCUACAUGAAAAGAAUGGUACCAUUGUUCUACAUGAAAAGAAUGAUACCAUUGCUCUACACGAAAAGAAUGAUACCAUUGCUCUACAUGAAAAGAAUGGUACCAUUGCUCUACAUGAAAAGAAUGGUACCAUUGCUCCACAUGAAAAGAAUGGAAAAUACCACUCAUGCUUGGGCAUAAUGCCACACUGUCUUUACCGGAAUUACUGUACACCACUUUCGUUCAUACAUCGAAAUCGUUAUGAUAUACAAAUUACAAUCAUUACAAAUCCCGAACAAAAGAUAAGGAAGGAAAUUUUUGGAAAAACCGCAAUUAUUGAAGGCCCCAAUUUUUCUGCCGAUACCCUGAAAAGAAAAUCGUAA
Molecule: messenger RNA, 426 nt
Organism: Cercopithifilaria johnstoni
Lineage: Eukaryota; Metazoa; Nematoda; Chromadorea; Rhabditida; Onchocercidae
Source: the annotation of a GenBank genome assembly